AUGGAUCACCUGACUGCGCUCUUCCAGGAGAUGUGGCGUCAAGGUGUAGUCCCACAAGACUUCAAAGAGGCAACAAUCGUGCAUCUCUACAAGCGAAAAGGGAACCGCCAAGUCUGCGACAAUCACCGUGGCAUCUCCUUGCUGAACAUCGCCGGGAAGAUCUUCGCACGAAUCCUCCUCAACCGCCUCAAUAACCAUCUGGAACAGGGCCUUCUGCCGGAAAGCCAAUGCGGCUUCCGUUGUCAUCGUGGGACCACGGAAAUGAUCUUCGCCGCUCGUCAUCUUCAGGAGAAGUGCCAGGAGAUGCGGACUCACCUGUACUCUACCUUCGUGGACCUGACGAAAGCCUUUGGCACGAUGAAUCGUGAAGGACUGUGGAAGAUCAUGCAGAAAUUCGGCUGUCCGGAGCGAUUCAAUCAGAUGGUGCGUCAGCUACACGACGGAAUAAUGGCGCGAGUCACGGACAACGGUGCUGUCUCAGAGGCAUUCGCAGUGACCAACGGAGUGAAGCAGGGAUGCGUACUGGCGCCUACCCUCUUCAGUCUUAUGUUCACUGUCAGGCUGAUGGACGCCUACUGCGACGAAAGUCCCGGGAUCCGCAUCGCCUACAGAAUGGACGGUCAUCUCCUGAAUCAACGGCGCAUGAACUUCCAAUCGCGUGUAUCAACAGCCACCAUGCACGAACUCCUCUUCGCCCACGACUGCGCCCUGAACACCACCUUAGAAGAGGAGAUGCGGCGCAGUAUGGACCUGUUCUCCGCCGCCUGCGAGAACUUUGGCCUGGUCAUUAACCGCCACCCAACUCAGCCAUAUCCCCAACGCGCAGCAAAUCAGGGUGAACGGAACCCAACUGCAAGUGGUGGAGAACUUCCCGUACCUGGGCAGUACCCUCUCCCGCAAUACCAAAAUCGAUGUCUCCGUCACAUCCUGAGGCUGAACUGGCAGGAUCGCAUCCCGGACACUGAUGUGCUAGAACGAACGGGAAUCCUGAGUAUCUACUCCAUGUUGAGACAAAUGUAG
Molecule: messenger RNA, 1020 nt
Organism: Spirometra erinaceieuropaei
Lineage: Eukaryota; Metazoa; Platyhelminthes; Cestoda; Diphyllobothriidea; Diphyllobothriidae
Source: the annotation of a GenBank genome assembly